Molecule: messenger RNA, 2006 nt
Organism: Beta vulgaris subsp. vulgaris (sugar beet)
Lineage: Eukaryota; Viridiplantae; Streptophyta; Magnoliopsida; Caryophyllales; Amaranthaceae
Product: diacylglycerol kinase 7
Exons: 12
Coding region: 212-1705 (497 amino acids)
Molecular function (GO): ATP-dependent diacylglycerol kinase activity
Source: RefSeq, a predicted model, not a curated record
UCCCUGAGUGUAUGUAUAGCUGGAUUCUACCUCAUAAAUUAAAUAUCCAACCACCAACGGCCAAAUCAGAAAUCAGAAAAUCAAAAAUUAAAACUGAAAGUGAAACCUCCAUUGCAUUACCAAUAAGGCAUAAAUCAUCUCUUAUCUCUUAUCUUUCACCGGGCUGUUAACCCAUUUUGAUUGAACCCGAUAACAGCCCGGGUAUAUUAAAAUGGAGGCGACGUCGUCCACAGCAUCAACCUCGGUGGUUUCCGGUGAUGGAUCAACCGUAGAUUCAAGCAGAACAUCAACAUCAACAUCGACAACAGCAAGAUCAUCGAUGAUUGAUUCAUUACGAGGUUGCGGAUUAUCAGGGAUUAGGAUUGAUAAAGAGGACCUCCGCACUCGUAUAUCCAUCCCACAAUAUCUACGCCUGGCUAUGCGCCGUGCUAUAAAUUCUAAAGAUGUUCAUUCAACGGAUCUUUUAGCUGCUGAAACUCCAGAGGAGGUGCAUUUACCGCCUAUUUCUCCCAUGGUUGUUUUUAUUAAUUCCAGGAGUGGUGGAAGACAUGGCCCUGAACUCAAAUUAAGGCUUCAACAAUUAAUGGGUGAAGAACAGGUAUUUGAUCUUUCAGAUGUGAAGCCUAAUGAGUUUGUCCAGUAUGGAUUGGCUUGCCUUGAGCAGUUGGCCACUUCGGGUGAUCUUUGUGCGAAAGAGAUUCGGGAUAGAAUGAGAGUAGUGGUUGCUGGGGGAGAUGGUACAGUUGGUUGGGUACUUGGAUGUCUGGGUGAACUUCAUAAAGAUGCUAGAACUCCGGUGCCUCCUGUAGCAAUCAUUCCCCUUGGCACAGGGAAUGAUUUGUCCAGGAGUUUUGGCUGGGGUGGCUCCUUUCCAUUUGCUUGGAAGUCAGCUAUCAAAAGGUCUCUUCAUAAGGCUAGUACGGGCUCUAUAUGUCGUUUAGAUAGUUGGCAUGUAUCAAUAACAAUGCCAGCUGGAGAAGUUAUGGAGCUACCUCAUUCAUUGAAGUCAACAGGAGAAUGCACUCUUGAUCAGGGCUUUCUGCUUGCUGGCCGACUUCCUGAGAAAGUGACUUGCUACGACGGAGUGUUCUACAAUUAUUUUAGUAUUGGCAUGGAUGCACAAGUUGCAUAUGGCUUCCAUAACUUGCGGAAUGAAAAGCCGUACCUUGCACAAGGUCCAAUUGCAAAUAAGCUGAUCUAUUCUGGAUACAGCUGUACGCAGGGUUGGUUCUUCACACCUUGUGUAAGUGAUCCAAGCUUAAGGGGACUCAAUAACAUCUUGAGGAUUCAUAUCAAGAAGGUCAAUUGCUCAGAAUGGGAGCAAAUACGGGUCCCAUCAAACGUAAGAUCAAUAGUUGCAUUGAAUCUUCAUAGUUAUGCGAGUGGAAGACAUCCAUGGGGUAAUUUGAGACCAGAAUACUUGGAAAAGAGAGGUUUUGUGGAGGCCAAUGCUGAUGAUGGUCUUCUAGAAGUUUUUGGUCUAAAGCAUGGAUGGCACGCCUCUUUCGUGAUGGUAGAACUGAUAUCUGCCAAGCACAUUGCUCAGGCCGCUGCAAUAAGGUUUGAAGUAAGAGGUGGGGACUGGAGACAGUCAUUUAUGCAGAUGGAUGGGGAGCCCUGGAAACAGCCCCUUGAUAAGGAAUACUCGACAUUUGUGGAGAUCAAGCGGGUGCCAUUUCAGUCCCUAAUGAUUCGUGAUGAAUAACUACUACAACCCUGAAGUUUGGUAUUUGUUCCAAAAUUUUCUCUUGUGAAUCAAAAUAUUUGUAAAGCAUUGUUAGAAGUUGUAAUCUAAUUAGAGAUGUGGUAGCUGUAUUCUGUAACAAUGUUUAGCUGUAAAUGUUAAUUAUUCUGCCAGUGUAAUAUGUUUCCCUGCUGAUUUCUGGGCUAACAAGGCGAAGCUUAGAGGGAUAUCUGGGAUGAGAUGUUGAAAAGUUUGAAAACUUGUAAAACAAGUGUAUGAUUGAGGUGUAUGAGUGAUGAUAAAACGGUUGCUUUUCGUUUCA